This is a messenger RNA of Dendrobium catenatum, 1906 nucleotides long. Its product is annotated as flavonoid 3'-monooxygenase CYP75B3-like. The record is from RefSeq and is a predicted model, not a curated record. Gene Ontology annotation, molecular function: heme binding; oxidoreductase activity, acting on paired donors, with incorporation or reduction of molecular oxygen; monooxygenase activity. The coding region runs from base 30 to 1568 and encodes 512 amino acids. The transcript has 3 exons. Lineage: Eukaryota; Viridiplantae; Streptophyta; Magnoliopsida; Asparagales; Orchidaceae.
UACCUUCUGAGUACUGAGGAAAGAAUCAAAUGGCCUUACUGAUCUUUGUCUUCCUCUUCGUCACUUUCAUCCUCGCUUUCCUCCGCCUCCUCUCCGGCAAUCACCGCCGUCUGCCGCCGGGGCCGAAAGGUUGGCCGAUCAUCGGGAACCUUCCGCAACUGGGCCCCAAACCUCACCAAACCUUACACGCCCUUUCCAAAACAUUCGGCCCGAUCGUCAGCCUCCGUUUCGGCUCCGUCAACGUAGUCGUGGCCUCCUCCGCCGCCGCCGCUUCACAAUUUCUCCGCACACAGGACGCAAAUUUCAGCAACCGGCCGCCCAACUCCGGCGCUGAGCACGUCGCAUACAACUACCAGGAUCUCGUAUUCGCACCGUAUGGUGCGCGGUGGCGCAUGCUGAGGCGUCUAUGCGCCUUGCAUCUAUUUUCCGCGAAAGCGAUGGAAGAUUUUCGGGACGUGCGGCGAGGGGAGGUGGAUGAGCUCGUGCGGGAGUUAGCGAAGAAGGUUGGAGAGGCUGUAGAUGUUGGUGGGGAGGUGAACACCUGUGCGACCAAUGCGCUGACACGUGCGACGGUGGGGCGGCGGGUGUUCGGGGGAAAGGAUGAGAGGGAAGGGGCAGAGGAGUUUAAGGAGAUGGUGGUGGAGCUCAUGAAGCUCGCCGGAGUUUUUAAUAUAGGGGAUUUUGUCCCCGGCUUGGCAUGGCUUGAUUUACAGGGAGUGGUGAAGAAGAUGAAGAAGUUGCAUGGCAGAUUUGAUGAAUUCUUCGAUGGAAUAAUUGCUGAGCAUAGAGAAGCAGAAGAGAAAGCUGAUUCUGAUGGAAAGCGCAGCGAUAUGCUCAGUAUACUCAUUGGACUAAAAGAGGAAGCUGGUCGAGAAGGAAUCAAGCUCACAGAUACAGACAUCAAGGCUCUCCUACUGAAUCUUUUUACAGCUGGAACUGACACAACGUCGAGCACAGUAGAAUGGGCUUUGGCCGAGCUAAUCCGUCACCCAAAUCUUCUAAAGCAAGCCCAAAUUGAGCUCGACUCGGUUGUCGGAUCCGAUCGGCUCGUCUCUGAGUCUGAUCUCCCCAACCUUCCCUUCCUCCAAGCCGUUGUCAAAGAGACCUUCCGCCUCCAUCCCUCAACCCCACUCUCCCUUCCACGCAUUGCUUCCAAGGAUUGCGACAUCGAUGGCUACUUGAUUCCUAAAGGUUCCACUCUCUUGGUUAAUGUCUGGUCUAUUGCACGGGACCCAUCCAUGUGGCCCGACGAGCCACUAGCUUUUCAACCUGAGCGUUUUCUUAUGGGCGGUCUACAUGAAAGAGUCGAUCUCAAAGGGAAUGAUUUUGAGCUCAUUCCGUUUGGUGCUGGGCGGAGAAUUUGUGCAGGUUUGAGUUUGGGUUUGAGAAUGGUUCAAUUCAUGACCGCGACGUUGAUUCAUGCCUUCGAUUGGGGUUUGGUCGACGGACAAAUAGUCGAGAAGCUCAAUAUGGAAGAGGCUUAUGGGCUCACUCUUCGUAGAGCUGUGCCUCUAGUCGCUAAGCCAAUGACUAGGCUAGCCCCAAAGGCAUAUCCUAAAGAUGUUUAAGUUGGCUUAUUCGUUUAGGGUUUAGGCAUCAAACUUAUUAUUAAGAUUGUGUGAGUAGGAAAUAUGAAGUAAAUGAGGUUUUGUUUGGCAUAGCUUUCUUAUCAUUUUCUAAAGCAACUUUUAGUACAAAAAUUUAUUGUUCAAUAAAUUUUUGAACUAAAAAACUGAUUUAAAAAACAGUAAAAAGCCGUCACAAACAAACUUAAGAUUAUCUCUUUUUUUUUUACUUGAAGUAAGUUUUAAAAAAGUUUUAAGGUACUGAUAUGGGUAUUGUUAUGAAACGUAAGAUGUAUUCCAUAAAUGAGACUACUUAAAGAAAUUUAGUCUUUGAAAUGAUA